AUGACACUGGAGAGAGAUAUUGCAGCGAAGCAAAAAGAGCUUGAAGCUCUGAAGAAAAUCAACGCGUUAACUGCUUCGAUGCGGCAGCAGUUGGAUUCUCUUGCGGUUGAAGUGACAAAAAUGCACGAAAACGCCGAGAGCGUUGCAAAUGUGAUGAGCAACUGGGAUUCAAUAAUCAGGUCAAUCUCUCAGGCAAGUCUCAGCCUACUACAAUAUUCGGAGCGGGAUUACGAAGUUGGAGUUUGGGACCAAGAAAAUAACGUUUCGAAAAAGAAGCCCACCACGCCGCAGGAUCUUAAAGAAGCGCCCUUGCCCGAGACUCUUGUACGAGUCAAGGUGGAUAAUGAUCAAGAUUCGGGGGGGCUAAAUUGA
Lachancea nothofagi CBS 11611 is the source of this 372-nucleotide messenger RNA. The record is from the annotation of a GenBank genome assembly. NCBI's taxonomy places the organism in Eukaryota, Fungi, Ascomycota, Saccharomycetes, Saccharomycetales, Saccharomycetaceae.